Messenger RNA from Coregonus sp. 'balchen', 6571 nucleotides. The record is from the annotation of a GenBank genome assembly. Lineage: Eukaryota; Metazoa; Chordata; Actinopteri; Salmoniformes; Salmonidae.
UUAUUAUUAUUAUUAUUAUUAAAUCAAUAGUCCAGAUGGCGACUAUGUGUAGAAUACCAGUUUUUCCUCACCUCAUGCAGGGUAAGUUGGAGAGUUUGUAAAAAUGUGCGUUGUUUGAUGAAAAUGCCUUCUAGCCGGUCUUAUUAUGCAUAUGUUUUACCGAUGUAAGUGUAUCUCAUAACUUUUUAUACCUGGCUAUGGUAAUGAAUGGAUACUGGAUUGGAUUUUUGCAUGUCUGUGUGGUUACUUUUAUCCUGAUUGUCAGUAGUUGUGGCGUUAUGACGUUAUCUGUGUUGGGCUAGCCAUAUUUCAUGUUCUAUAAUGAGUUUCCAAAUACAAUGGAUUGUCUCCAAGGGGAAAAUGGUAUUGGACACACAAAUCAGCUGUAGGCUGUAUAAAAUAGAUAGAACAUCCUACAAAUAGGUUACUAUCCAUACAUAGCACUCAUUCAUUUGGUGGCUGCAGGAAAUUGUACUCUGAUGAUCUGAAUAGAUUACUAAAUGUAUGACAUGGAAAUGUGUAGCCUUUAUAUUUGGAUAUUCAAAGCAGUUUGUGAGAAUAGGUCAUGAGAUGAACUCCCUGUUUGAUGAUUGAUGUCUGAUUAGCUUAGCAACUAGUAUUGUAUGUGUGUAAUAAAGUAGCCUAAUGCAAUAUCUGUAUGGUAUUUUAAGUAAAGAAUAUCCAUACAAAGAAGUGGAGAUUUGUAUAUGUUUCUAUUGUUGUUCUCAGAGUGGUAUUUGAGAGACCUGCAGUGAGAGCAGUCUGUCUGUAUGCAGAUAUUGUUCUCCUUAUGGAGGAUAGAACAUUCCUGUGGUGGAAUGGAAUGAUUAUGUAACUCAAGACUCUGCCAUCAGUAGUGGGGGUCUUAAUGUCUGGGCACAGAAACACACAGUGUCUUAAAACAGCUGCAUGUAAUUGUGUCUAGUGUGAGGCGUGAUUUUAGAAUGUGUGUGUGUGUGAGAGAGCUUGAGUGUGUGCUUGUGUAGUUAACCAUUACAGUAGUAAAUCAAUCAAGAUGUAUAAUAAAUAACUAAUAACAUAAUGCAUCCCCUCAGAUCGGUGUGUGGACCCAGGUCUGUCUCUGUCUCUGGGCAGGAGUGUGAUGGCUGAGCCGGACUAUCUGGAGGGGGACUGUGAGGAGCUGAUCAAACCCAAGAAGCUGUUGAACCCAGUCAAGGGCUCCAGAAACCACCAGGACCUCCAUCGAGAACUCAUGAUGAACCAAAAGAGGUGAGGGGACUGGGGGCGACACUGGGGCAACACAACACACACUUCACUUCUCCUUCUUCCCCUCCAUUUCUCCUGUUUCUACUGCAUUUUCUUUCUCAGUUGUCUAUAUCCGGGUGAUCCUUGUCUUACUCAAAAGAGGGAAACUGUAAACAAGUUUCUAUUCAUCAAUGGAAGAUAAACACAAUUUUAUCUUCCAUUGACUGACCCACACAGGGCUUAUCACUGUGUUAAUGUAGACAUAAAUCCUGGCCCCUACUGAGGAUGGAUGAGAUCCAAGCCAAUGGUGGUUAUGAACAGUUUAUAACCUUAUAUUCAACUCAGAAUCUUGACUGUGUGAUCUAUCAGAGGUUUAUGAUCGCCUACUGUUUCUGUUUGUAAUCCAUUGUUUACUCGGGGUCAGAUAGGUUGUCCUCCAUCUAUUGGUUAAGAUUAGGAUAGAGGGUUUAGUCAGCUGAUCCUAGCUCUGUUGUUAGGAGUGUGUGACAGCGUUCUACUGCAUUGUGUUGCUAUGCUAUGACAUCCUGUAUCGGGGGUACCACCGGGGGAGAUGCAUCACAGUACUGUUAUGUAAACCUUAAUGCAUGAAACUUUAAUAAGAACUAUUAUAUAAAACCUUUAGUGCAUUCUGCUGUCUCAGAACUAUUACGUAAAAACAUGCUCUUACUGCACGGAAAUGUUCCUCCUGCCCAAACACUUUCAAUAUUAUUAUAGCAACACAGAAGCACACAACAAUCACAAUCUAUAACUUUUACAAUCUAUAACUUGUGUUUCCGGUGAAAAGUUCUGCCUCUGCACUGAGCGGGUGGGUAAAAUAAAUGGGUGGGUCUUGGUAAAUUCAGAAUUGUAUUUUGUAUUUUUUGGGGGGGUUGAAUGUUUUUGUAGUACCUUCAGUUGCCACUGGGGAAGAUGUAAGUCACAGAAUGGACUGUGGCAGCAAAUCACACUGGUUAUGCGUGAAUGCUCAUUUGCGUUCAUUUGUGACUGUGUGUGCGUGUGUUUGACAGCCUCAGUGCUGAGGCUCAAGUCUUUUCUCAUGCUAAAUGGACAAAUGCCCAAGGCCUUGUUACUAAGCUAUAUAUAAACACACACACACAAACACAGUGUGUACUGUUGACAGAUGUUACAUCACUGUGCCCUGUCUGUUAGCACGCUGCACAGAACCAUGUGGAUUAUGGACAUGAACACAGGGCUCUGGAGUAUGGAGGGAUGGAGGGAGAGGGGAGAGAGAUGGAGGGAGUGGGUUAGGGGUGAAAUAGAGAUGGACAAGGAUUGUGUUUGUGUUAUGUGUGUUUCAGUGUUGGUAUGAGGUAUACAUAUAUAUGAUUUAGAAGUGAUAUGAAAGAGGAGAUGUUUUGACAGGGUUUUAGUAUUCUUUGUGGAGGAGAUGAGGGGGAAAAUACAUAAGAGAGAGGAUAGGGGACGAGAGAUCCGGAGGAGAAAAGAAGGAGAUAAUAUUAUUGAGAGGAGAAGGAGAGGAAGGGGAUGGAGAGAAAUGUUUGGGGUGUAGCGGAGUAGUGAUGAUGAGAGAGAUGGAUGGUUGAGAGAGAGAGAUGGAUGGAAGGGAACGUUGUGCAAGGAGGAUUAGAACACCAUACCCCUCAGAGGGUCUCUCACUCUUCUCAACUACCUAUGAUGUUCUGUCACACAUACAUGCGCGUGUGCACAGAGAAAAAACGGUUAAAACUGCAUCUUUGAGUCUAUAAUUUAACCUCUUCUGAAAUCACUUACUCAGGUCAGGAAGAAAAAAAGUUAAAAUGUACAGUGAUGGAGGUCAGGCUAUAUAUAACACACACAUGCACACCACACACUAUUCUAUCCUAUUAGAUAUAAUCUAUUCAGAACACUCAUUUACCUUCUCCUGUUUUUGUCCUACUGAACAACCUUUUAAGUUGAAACCAGGGCAAUAACGUAAUUAGACACUGUAUAAAUUAAGUAAAAACAAGAGUGUUUCAGCGUUCCGAUUUUUAAAAAAUAUUAUGGGAAUAUUGUAGUCAUCUCACUAAUAGUUGUUUGUACUCAGAUGGCCCACUCCUCUUUCAGAUUUAAUAUCUGAAUCAUGAAACCCAAACUUUACACAGUAGCAUAACAACAAAAUGGAAAUGCCCGUUUCAUUUUUUAAUUUAUUUUUUAAUUUCACCUUUAUUUAACCAGGUAAGCCAGUUGAGAACAAGUUCUCAUUUACAACUGCGACCUGGCCAAGAUAAAGCAAAGCAGUGCGAUAAAAACAACAACACAGAGUUACAUAUGGGGUAAAACAAAACAUAAAGUCAAAAAAUACAACAGAAAAUAUAUAUACAGUGUGUGCAAAUGUAGCAAGUUAUGGAGGUAAGGCAAUAAAUAGGCUAUAGUGCAAAAUAAUUACAAUUAGUAUUAACACUGGAAUGAUAGAUGUUCAAGAGAUGAUGUGCAAAUAGAGAUACCGGGGUGCAAAUGAGCAAAAUAAAUAACAAUAUAGGGAUGAAGUAGUUGGGUGGGCUAAAUCCAGAUGGGCUGUGUACAGGUCCAGUGAUCGGCAAGGUGCUCUGACAACUGAUGCUUAAAGUUAGUGAGGGAGAUAAGAGUCUCCGGAACACAUCUCUGGCAGAGGGGACAGCUCAAAUCCCUUUUCAGAAUUUGGAAUGAAAGAAAGGGAUAGCUAUAUUAGGAAAGAGGAUGAUAUGAUUUGUAGACAGGCGGAUACAUUUGAUUGAUUGAUAUUCACUAAUUUUGUGUCUCAACACUGAUCUGUGUGUAUGGUCAAGUCAAGACCCGCCGCCAUCAUACAUUUCAUCACAUAAUCUCAAUCUCCUAAUCCCAAUGCCAAUUCCUGUCCAGUCCAGCCAUGGCCCCCAGCCUGCCUCAGAUUACUGGAUGUGGGCUAAUCUGGGAUGGCUCAGCUUUAUGUAACUUUCUCUGAAAUAUGAAGUGAUGGAUAAAUCAAUGUAGAACUGCCUGUCUCUGUCCAAGUACAAACUGUAAUCAGAUCAAUGGCUAGUUGUGUUUGUGUCUGUGUAAGUAAAGUGCCUUGUCAUUGGCUGUGGAAGAAGUAUAAUAACAUCUGUGAUUGGUUGUUUCUCCUAGGGGCCUGGCUCCCCAGAACAAACCGGAGCUCCAGAAGGUUCUGGAGAAGAGGAAGAGAGAGCAAGUUCUCAAGGCUCAGAGGGAGGAGCAGGAGGCCCACACCAAGAGGAGCGACCUGGAGAUUGAACUCAUGAAGAGACAACAGAAACUAGAACAGGUAGACACACAUUCUCUCUCACACACACACACACACACACAGUGUUACUCAUACACACCCAACACUGUAAAGAUAGACAGACCGACAGCAUUUGAGAAAAGGGAGAGGGAGAGGGCAGUUGGGGAUCACACACACACACAUGCACACACACACACUAAAAUGUACUUGUACUUACAUGUACAGUGAGGGAAAAAAGUAUUUGAUCCCCUGCUGAUUUUGUACGUUUGCCCACUGACAAAGACAUGAUCAGUCUAUAAUUUUAAUGGUAGGUUUAUUUGAACAGUGAGAGACAGAAUAACAACAAAAAAAUCCAGAAAAACGCAUGACAAAAAUGUUAUACAUUUAUUUGCAUUUUAAUGAGGGAAAUAAGUAUUUGACCCCUCUGCAAAACAUGACUUAGUACUUGGUGGCAAAACCCUUGUUAGCAAUCACAAAGGUCAGACGUUUCUUGUAGUUGGCCACCAGGUUUGCACACAUCUCAGGAGGGAUUUUGUCCCACUCCUCUUUGCAGAUCUUCUCCAAGUCAUUAAGGUUUCGAGGCUGACUUUUGGCAACUCGAACAUUCAGCUCCCUCCACAGAUUUUCUAUGGGAUUAAGGUCUGGAGACUGGCUAGGCCACUCCAGGACCUUAAUGUGCUUCUUCUUGAGCCACUCCUUUGUUGCCUUGGCCGUGUGUUUUGGGUCAUUGUCAUGCUGGAAUACCCAUCCACGACCCAUUGUCAAUGCCCUGGCUGAGGGAAGGAGGUUCUCACCCAAGAUUUGACAGUACAUGGCCCCGUCCAUCGUCCUUUUGAUGCGGUGAAGUUGUCCUGUCCCCUUAGCAGAAAAACAUCCCCAAAGCAUAAUGUUUCCACCUCCAUGUGUGACAGUGGGGGCGGCAGGUAGCUUAGUGGGUAAGAGCGUUGUGCCAGUAACCGAAAGGUCGCUGGUUCUAAUCCCCGAGCCGACUAGGUGAAAAAUCUGUCGAUGUGCCCUUAAGCAAGGCACUUAACCCUAAUUGCUCCUGUAAGUCGCUCUGGAUAAGAGCGUCUGCUAAAUGACUAAAAUGUAAAUGUAAAAAUGUGUUCUUGGGGUCAUAGGCAGCAUUCCUCCUCCUCCAAACACGGCGAGUUGAGUUGAUGCCAAAGAGCUCCAUUUUGGUCUCAUCUGACCACAACACUUUCACCCAGUUCUCCUCUGAAUCAUUCAGAUGUUCAUUGGCAAACUUCAGACGGCCCUGUAUAUGUGCUUUCUUGAGCAGGGGGACCUUGUGGGUGCUGCAGGAUUUCAGAGUUUCACGGCGUAGUGUGUUACCAAUUGUUUUCUUGGUGACUAUGGUCCCAGCUGCCUUGAGAUCAUUGACAAGAUCCUCCCGUGUAUUUCUGGGCUGAUUCCUCACCAUUCUCAUGAUCAUUGCAACUCCACGAGGUGAGAUCUUGCAUGGAGCCCCAGGCCGAGGGAGAUUGACAGUUAUUUUGUGUUUCUUCCAUUUGUGAAUAAUCGCACCAACUGUUGUCACCUUCUCACCAAGCUGCUUGGUGAUGGUCUUGUAGCCCAUUCCAGCCUUGUGUAGGUCUACAAUCUUGUCCCUGACAUCCUUGGAGAGCUCUUUGGUCUUGGCCAUGGUGGAGAGUUUGGAAUCUGAUUGAUUGAUUGCUUCUGUGGACAGGUGUCUUUUAUACAGGUAACAAGCUGAGAUUAGGAGCACUCCCUUUAAGAGUGUGCUCCUAAUCUCAGCUCGUUACCUGUAUAAAAGACACCUGGGAGCCAGAAAUCUUUCUGAUUGAGAGGGGGUCAAAUACUUAUUUCCCUCAUUAAAAUGCAAAUCAAUUUAUAACAUUUUUGACAUGCGUUUUUCUGGAUUGUUUUGUUGUUAUUCUGUCUCUCACUGUUCAAAUAAACCUACCAUUAAAAUUAUAGACUGAUCAUUUCUUUGUCAGUGGGCAAACAUACAAAAUCAGCAGGGGAUCAAAUACUUUUUUCCCUCACUGUAACCUAUCUUACUUCUCUAUCUUGUGUGUUAAGCUUGAGCUGGACCAGCAGAAGGAUGAGGAGGAGCAGGAGAACACCCCUGAGUUUGUGAAGAUGAAGAGCAACCUGAGAAGGACCAAGCAGGAGGCCGAUGGGGAUGAACUUACCACUUAG